Messenger RNA from Truncatella angustata, 2082 nucleotides. RefSeq names its product GDA1/CD39 family protein. Bases 1 to 2082 code for a protein of 693 amino acids. NCBI's taxonomy places the organism in Eukaryota, Fungi, Ascomycota, Sordariomycetes, Amphisphaeriales, Sporocadaceae. The transcript is spliced from 2 exons. Gene Ontology annotation, cellular component: membrane. The record is from RefSeq and is a predicted model, not a curated record. Gene Ontology annotation, molecular function: nucleoside diphosphate phosphatase activity. Gene Ontology annotation, biological process: nucleoside diphosphate catabolic process.
AUGGGCAAAUCGAAAUGGCGAUGGGGCGUCAUCUUCGACGCCGGCUCCUCAGGGACGCGUCUACAUAUAUAUCGUUGGGAAGACCCCGCAAAAGCCAUCAAAGACGCAGAUGACGAGGAUUUGGCCAGCUUGCCGAAAGUCGAGACAAAGAAGAAGUGGACCGAGAAGAUACGCCCAGGUAUAUCCUCAUUCGGAGAACAUCCCGAAGAUGUCGGCGACUACAUGAAGGAUCUGGUCGAAAAGGCGGUUGCCACCAUCCCGGAGGAAAAGCACGCCGACACCCCCAUCUUCCUCAUGGCCACUGCUGGCAUGCGGCUACUGCCCCCGCUACAACAAAGGGCUGUGCUGUCCAACCUUUGCACUUACUUCCGCCAAAACACCCGAUUCUCGCUUCCCGACUGUGACAGGCAUAUACAGGUCAUCCCAGGUGAGACGGAGGGUUUGUACGGGUGGAUUGCCGCCAACUACCUACUUGGAGGCUUCGACGACCCGGAAGGGCAUGCUCAUGGGAAAGACCACCACACAUACGGGUUUCUCGAUAUGGGUGGCGCAUCGGCACAGAUCGCCUUUGCCCCCAACAGUACCGAAGCCGAGAAGCACGCUGACGACCUGAAGCUCUUGAGGAUGCGAACAAUGAACGGCGCUUCCUCCGAGUACAAGGUCUUCACUACGACCUGGCUUGGCUUUGGUGUACACCAGGCUAGACAGAGAUACGUACAGAAACUCGUGGACACGUACCUUAUCGACAAGGAGCACGAAGUACCAGAUCCAUGCAUGCCGAGAGGCCUGCGAACAACAGAAGACGGAGAGCUCAUCAAGGGGGUUUCCAACAAGCUGGAAUUGGUUGGCACAGGCGACUUUCCAGGAUGUCUGAAGAUGACCAGGCCCCUGCUUGGAAAAGAUGCUCCCUGCGAAGACGAGCCUUGCCUGCUCAACGGCCAGCAUGUUCCUGGGAUUGACUUCGACGUCAAUCACUUCGUGGGCGUGUCCGAAUACUGGCAUACCACUCACGGGGUAUUCGAAGAAAAGGGCGAAAAAGCCUACGACUACAACACAUAUCAAAAGAAAGUAGAGGAGUUCUGCAGCCAAAGUUGGACCGAUAUUGCGCCAGUAGGAUCUCGGAAAAAGGACCACUCCAAAGAUGCGCAGGAGGCUUGUUUUAAAGCCUCGUGGUUGAUCAAUGUACUUCACGAGGGAAUAGGAGUUCCGCGUAUAGGCAUUGAAAACACCCCGACUCCUGACAUCAACAUUACCAAAGGCAUCGGCGAAGCUGCAAAGGAUAAGGGAUUCCUCGAACCUUUCCAAGCCGUGGAUAAGAUCGACGAUAUCGAAGUCAGCUGGACUUUGGGUCCUAUGGUCUUGUAUGCCGCUGGCCAAGUUCCGCCCAUAGAUGGCUCCGAAAAACACCCUGUUGGGUUUGGCAGUAACGUUAAGGGCAUCCCGAAGGACUUUCAAUAUGCUGGCUCGAACUGGACGGCGCUAUCUACCAUUGGAAACGAGGAUUGGGAUGAUCUAGCCGACGACUUGGUAGAUCACGUCAAGAGGAAGUCCGGAUCCGGAUUUGCUUUAUUUAUUCUUAUAAUUAUCUUUAUCGGUUACAUAUUCCGCCGGAAAGACAGGAGGAUGCGUGUUUAUGGCAAGAUCAACUCGCUCUUUCGCCGUCAUCAGCGCAGACCAGGGAGCCCGCGUGCCAAGUCAAAUCGUGGACUGGCUGCUCUCACAGGCAAGAUAUUUGGGCGAAACUCGCACAACUACGAACGCGUUGUGGAGGAAGGUGAUGCUGCAGAAUUCGAGUUGGGCGAUGUCGAAUCAGAUGAGGGCGAACACUCCGACAGUAGUGGUGGAACCCGCCAGGGAAGGACGUCUGGGUUGGCUACGCCUAAGCUCAACGUUAUGGGGUCGUUCGACGACCUGACCAAAUCCACGCAUCCUGCCAGUGCCCUAGAUCGAAGUGGAUUGGUGGUGAGAACGGAGAGCCGCGAGAGACUGACACCUCACAUGCUGCACGCAGGCCGAAGGAGCAGAGCGUGCAGCCCUACGAGGAUCAAGAGCCCAUUGAUGAGCCCGCUAAACGAGGACUAA